UUUUAUAUUAUAAUAACCAGAAAGAAAAUGAAGGACGGAAACAGAAAAGAAAGCGGAGGAAGGCGAAUGAAUACAUAGUUGUUUGUGGCCUCAGAUCAGAUCGAUAAGCAAACCCCAGAUUUUGUCUUUCUUUGCAGAUUUCAUUGCCGGUUUUCUUCCUUUCUCAUUGCUAGCUAAGUUCUUCAGCAUUCGUUCACUUAAUGGUUCUUGGUGGCAUCAAGAUUUGCAAGACCGCUGCCUGUAUGUGCUGCUAAACUAAUGCAACCAAUACCAGAACAGUAGAUCACCCUUUUCUUUUAAUCAUUUUGCUUUUACUUACACAUGACUUCAACCACGCUCUCCACAUCUCCACCUCUCCUUCCAAGGCCAUCCACCGAACCUACUCAACCCCCCGUUUCCAAUGACCCGCCAUCCUUUACCCCCAUCCAUGAUGCCUCUGAUAUCAACCAAAUAGAGUUACUCUCCGUGUCUUGGAACCAGGAUUAUGGCUGCUUUGCUGCUGGCACCUCCCAAGAUUUCCGCAUUUAUAAUUGCCAACCCUUUAAGGAAACCUUCAGGCGCAAUCUCAAAACCGGUGGUUUCAAAAUUGUUGAAAUGCUUUUCCGCUGCAACAUCUUGGCACUUGUCGGCGGGGAAUCCAAUUCCCACUAUCCUCCAAACAAAGUUAUAAUAUGGGAUGAUCAUCAAAGUCGCUGCAUUGGUGAAUUUGCAUUUAGGUCUGAGGUUCGAGCUGUCAAAUUAAGACGAGAUCGCAUUGUUGUGGUUCUGGAGCACAAGAUAUAUGUCUACGGUUUUAUGGAUCUUAAGCUUCUUCAUCAAAUUGAGACUUUGGCCAAUCCUAGGGGACUCUGUUGCCUUUCUCACCAUUCUAAUACAUCUGUAUUGGCUUGUCCUGGUCUUUAUAGAGGCCUGAUUCGAGUUGAACACUUUGGCCUUAAUAUCAUGAAACUAAUUAAUGCUCAUGAUUCUCAUAUUGCCUGCUUGACCUUGACACUCGAUGGCCUGCUUCUUGCAACUGCUAGUACCAAGGGCACCUUGAUAAGAAUAUUCAACACAAUGGAUGGAACUCGCUUACAAGAGGUGCGAAGAGGAGUGGACAGAGCAGAUAUAUAUAGCAUUGCCCUCUCACCAAAUUUCCAAUGGUUGGCUGUUUCGAGUGAUAAGGGCACUGUUCAUAUAUUUCACCUUCGAGUUAGAGUUUUUGGGGGCCAUUCAUCUUCUCAACCAUCUUCUGUCCAAGGUCCAGCAUUAUUGCAUCAGAAUUCUUCAACCUCACUUGAUGCACUUAUCCCUCCAAGCACUGGUGCCAACCCUAGUUCAUCCUUGUCUUUUAUGAGAGGGGUUUUACCAAAGUAUUUUAGUUCAGAAUGGUCAUUUGCUCGGUUUCACUUACCUGAAGAUACCCAAUUCAUUGCAGCAUUUGGAUCUCAAAACACUGUUGUUGUGGUUGGCAUGAACGGGAGUUUCUACAGGUGCAAUUUUGAUCCUGUUCAUGGGGGAGAAAUGUUGCAGCAGGAAUAUGUCCGGUUUCUGAAAACCAAAACUUGAAUACUGACAGAUGCUUCUGAUCUUGUAAACAUGGACCCUACAUCUAUCACAUGUACAUAUCUUGAAAUCUUUUCCUGAAACGAUGCAUCUUACUAUAUAGUGUGCAAGAAAUUGCUGUUCCAGGUACUUGUAUAUGGGUAAAUAAAUUGCUGGUAACGGCAAUAUUGCACUGAACUAAUUGGCUCAAUAUCAGUGACAUUUUUCCUGGUA
Molecule: messenger RNA, 1758 nt
Organism: Gossypium raimondii (Peruvian cotton)
Lineage: Eukaryota; Viridiplantae; Streptophyta; Magnoliopsida; Malvales; Malvaceae
Product: autophagy-related protein 18c
Exons: 5
Coding region: 322-1548 (408 amino acids)
Biological process (GO): autophagy of mitochondrion; nucleophagy; protein lipidation
Cellular component (GO): cytosol; extrinsic component of membrane; phagophore assembly site membrane
Molecular function (GO): phosphatidylinositol-3-phosphate binding; phosphatidylinositol-3,5-bisphosphate binding; protein binding
Source: RefSeq, a predicted model, not a curated record